Molecule: messenger RNA, 2976 nt
Organism: Dermacentor andersoni
Lineage: Eukaryota; Metazoa; Arthropoda; Arachnida; Ixodida; Ixodidae
Cellular component (GO): cytoplasm
Molecular function (GO): glycosyltransferase activity
Source: RefSeq, a predicted model, not a curated record
AAUAAAGUAUCCGUCCCUUUCGAAGAAGCACUGUGUGUACUACUUCCGCUCAGCCUCUCGGUAAAUGGAACUGCUGAAAAACAGAACUUCUUUACUUCGUCACUUGAGUUCCGUUUAACGAAAGUCCGCUGCAUCUUUUUUAUUCUUUACUGUAUAUAUGUCCUUAUCACUGCGAAAUUCUACGUCUGACAGCUUCAAGUUUACCUUGUUUGAUAGACUUCUCGCGGAUUUAUUUUGAGAUACUUCGAACAUACUUUUUUACGUCAUCUUAUGUUGGUCAAUACCCCGCAGUGGGUAUGCGUCAUAGUUUUCAGGCCAUCAUCAUCAGCAGCAGCGGCAUUCGCCGACGAAGAUCUGACAGUCUGUGAAACCGACCAACCUGUGAUCUCUGCUUCUGGAUCGAGUGAUGCAGGUACGAUCAACAUUGUGCGCGCUCUGUACAUGAUUUCGAAGCUUCUUUUGCGUCGAGCGUCUUCAACAUCAAGGGAACCGCAGAAUGACCCCAGGGGGGAAGCCGUGCGACCCGGCCCUCGGCUUCGACGCAGCUACAAAGCUACACGGACAUAUCUGUCUACCGAAUAUGCGACGGCUGAUACUAGUGGUCCUGUUUGGCGCUGCGGGCUUGCUAGCCACAUUGUACACCACGUCUACCGUGGAGCGCCUGGUGACACCGCUGACGCCUAACGGAUUUCCGGAAUCAUCUGCUCCUGCAACGCCACCUGCCGAAGCUUUGUCGGACCUGAACUGGACAGCCUGUCCAGCCGGGAAAGACAUUACAGCGGAGCGCCACUUCAGACUGUGGGACGAAAAGCUCGCCCACGCGCUCCGCCUUUCGGCGAAAGGACUUCCGAGGACAGAGAACGAGUCGUGGCACGCCGUCACCGAACACAUCCACGUCUUCUCCGCCUUCGUCGCCACCGACAAGAGGCGCAAAAUCAUAGUCAGCAGCCUCGUGCGGAGCCAUGAGCCGAAAUCUAACGGCACUCCCGUCCAACACCCACCUCUGCAGUGCAUUAUUCGGACCUCGAACGAGACAAUCACACACAAAGCCCACAUUCGAAUAAUGUGGACCUACUUUAACCCGAGCUUCAAGAAUGCCUUGAUCACGUGCCGGUCACCUAACGGUACAAGGCCAGCCGAUGACUACAUCCAGGUUGCAAUCGCGGCUAGAGUUUCAAACGCGACAUCGUUCCACUGGCUGAAGCUGCAUUAUCUACCGAAGGAAUCUAAUGGAACGUGUUGCGCCGUAUGUGUUAGGCCGCUUUUCGGUGCUGUAAGCCUCUGGAAGAUAGUUGAAUUCAUUGCACAUUACAGGGUUGCGGGGGCGAGAACGUUCUACUUUUACGACCUCAAUAUGAACUCAAACUUGAAGCUCCUUCUCGCCUGGAUGCAAUCCAUGGGAGUCGACCUGACCUUAGUCCCUUUCAAGCUUAUUGUCGACACCACUGCCGAACACCAGCACGUCCAUGCGCACGGCCAGAUGCCUGCCCUGUACGACUGUAUUUUCAGGUCCCUGUCCAAAAUGGAGUACUACGUCCACGUGGACAUCGACGAGCUAAUGGUUGCACUGCCGAAUUUCAGCAUCCAGGCCUUUGUCCAGAAUGCACAGCGCAAAAGCAAGGUUUCUUUCGGAAGCUUCGUGCUACCAAGCAGGUUCCAUUGCGCUGAAUACCCUCGAAACUUGCGCUACUCCAGCUACAAAUUAUUGCCCCUUCAGACGCGGCUGUUUGCCUACCACACCGUCUACAUGAACGACGAGGGUGUCACUAAGUACAUCGCUCGCUCCAGGACUGUCUGUGAGCCGGCUGUUCAUCAAGUGAAAAAACACUGUGGACGAGCCACUGAGUACUUAAUCGACAGUUCCCAGGCCUUCAUCAAGCACUACAGACAGUGCUGCGAUUUAGCGCCCUCGAGCCACCAUGCCAAGGUCUCGAAAAUGUGGACUGUUACUUUGGUGUCUGCUGACUCUUCGUUUACGGAGCUUUCCGCGCGUAUUGAAGACGAAACGAUAACGAAGGCGCUAAGAAGGCUGAUGGCUUAAAGCAACAGUGUCUGGCUGAAGAGAUUUACGCGACAGGCAAGCGCUAGAAGCACACCAAUAGCAACAAACAAGAUUACGUUCCUGUUUUUACCUUGUCAACAUAAAAUUCUGGUCACCUAAAUGCAAUGAAUCUGCUAUAGGUUAGUUACAUCGCCUAAUAGUCAUUUAGUUCAUGCGCCGAAUCACCCAUAGGACAAUAAAAUACAAAAUGUGCCCAAACGCCCGUGGCAGACCGGAAGCAUGACGAGGCGUGAUUCGGAUCUCUAGUUAAACAACUACACUUCAUAUGAGAUUGGAGCAAUAAAUGUCACGUGCGUACAUAUUCCCCAUGAACGUCAUUAUUUGAGGGGCUUGAAACAGUUUUUUAAUUAAUCAUACAUUGACCUCACUAACAGAGCGCUCCGUCUUACGAAUCUCACGCCCAGAAAGUUUUUCGAAUACUCCAACACUAAGCACAUAUAGCAUCUACACCCGGCUUUCUCUUUUCGUCUCUGCUUGCGCGCUGGAAGAAACACAACGGAGAAGCCAAGAGGGUAAAGCACAGGCCGUCAGCGCACGGUAACCGGGGAACUAAACGGCCUAGUUUAACGCAUGCUUCCUGCUUCCAAGGGGAGCCCAACACUGGUGUAUUUGCACAAAAGACGGCGAGCACGUUUCUAACAUUUGCGUCUGCUCUUAGCUCUCGAAAGAAUUUGCACUAGCUGCAGCUACAUCAGAGAUGAACGUGGCGUUUGGCACGUGUCGUAUUUUUAAACCUCAAUAUUAACGGCUGCAAAGUGAGUGACACAUGGAAUGCUCGCUUUUCCUUUGCGGCAGACAGGAUGCUUCUAAAUCGUUUUAGCUCUUUCGUUAUUUUUACAGUACAACGCUAUUUUGCAACGGCUCGGAUAGCGUUAACCAUAUGCUGCUGCGAUUUCACCAGCAGUACAGCAGUA